AUGCGUAGAAACUCUCUUACGAGCAUGCUCGGCGAGUUUGUCGGCUUCCACAGAUCGCCCGGAAUGCGGCUCUCCUCGCUUUCUAACCAAGAACUCAAUCAGGCGGUGAAGGACGAGAAGAAGACGUUCUUGGUGAGGGAAAGUUGCGAUGCAGCAAUCAGAACGAAGCAUUAUUUCAGGAACAAGAAGCGGAACGGCCGGAGAAGAGAAAGCCACGUCAGAGGUAUCUUUCUGAGGGCGACAUCCGAGUCGUCUCCGCCCAUCCAGUUUCAGUCAGCGAACUGAAAAAGGGAAUCAAUGGAGACCGUACCGUGGUAAGAACGAAGUUUCAGAUUUCAAUGACACUAUCACUGAUUUGAUUUCAGAUGAGAGUAUCGUCGAAUCCGGAAGGAUCAGAGCAAACAGCCGUCAACGUGGUGAUGCGAUCGAAGAAUCCGAAGCGAAAGGACAGACCGACGAGUUUGAUCGAGCGUAUUCGCAGGAAGAUCAGCUAUACGAGAACCGGCGCCAUCAUCGAAUCGGACGAGGAGAAGGACCACGACAACGGAGUGACGCCGUUCCCGAGGCGCAGAGACUCGACGCGCUCCGAGCGACUCUUCAUCCCGAUCACUCCGGUCGAGACAGUCCCGAUCCGCAUCGUCCAGGUGUCCAACUGAGUGCUCCCCAGUGCCGCCCGGUGCGCCCGUCCUCAGGAAUUCGUCCGAUCUCUUUCCUCUUCCUUUUUUUUGUUUUCACUCACUUCAUUUGUCCUAUUUCUUGUCCACGAUAAUAAAAGAUUGUACACGAAUCGAACGAGAUUUGCGAGGAUAGACGUACUUAUCGAUCAGCUAUUUCGUUUUAUUACUUUGGGAUUCAGAAGACGUCCGUUUUCCAUCGGUCAGUCCGGACAAGUUCUCUGUUCUUGAUUCUUUAGUCUUUCUGUCUGAACCAUAAAUUUCCAUUUUUGUUUACAGGGAACCGCGCCGAAAUGCGAGUAGCCGUAAUUACAGGUGGGGCCAAAGUUUUCAGAUUUGGACAUAAAACAUCCUGUUUCAAAAGGAAGAGCAGCCAAACAAGUCUAUUCGUCACUCUAAAAUCUCUGAGAGAUUUCAGUAAGUGACUCGUGCUCCGCGGGCACACGAGUCGACGAAAGCGGUCCGAAGCUCGUCGAGCUCGUCGACUCGUCGCCGAGGUAAUCGCUUCCUCUCUCCGAAGUGUCCGUUCCAGUUUUCGAUCCGAAUGAUGAUUCAUUGAUCCUUCCCAUCACGAGGGUGUUAUUUUGUCGGCGACAUUUCUGAAAUGGCGGCGGCGGCAGAAAGUGAGAUGCCACACGAAUCUCUCAUUUUUUGCGUCGCCCGCCUGCCGCCUGAUUGAUUGAUGUCUCCGGUUAUCAUUUAAUUUCGGCGCGACAGAAUGUGGCGGGUCCGCACCGAUAAAUCAACGAGAGAGUUGCAGGGUCAACGCAACGGUCAACGAGGGCAGUCCGGCGCUCGUGCCCGACGAGAUCGCCGCCAUCCGGGCGGCUCUGCUCGAGCACUCCAAGACCGCAGGUGCUUCCGUUUCAGUCCAAUCACAUCCAAUCCGUUUUCAGACGUCAUCAUUACUACCGGAGGAACCGGAUUCUCUAAACGAGACGUCACUCCAGAGGUACGCAACGAGCCAUCUCGUCAUCGGAAUUCCGAUUGAUUCUAUUUGAGGCGACACUGCAAGUCAUCGAACGUCGUUGUUCGGCACUCGAGAUCGCCCUGCACACUCGGUCCCUUCAGGCCACGCCGAUGGCCGCUCUUUCGCGGGCUAUUGUCGGAAUCCGCGGGAGCACACUGAUCGUUAACAUGCCAGGAAGUGUGAAGGCUGUCAAAGUGGGUUUAUCCGAAUCUGAUGAGAAGUUUAGGUGUUCCUUCAGGAAUGCUGGGAAACUAUCGAGCCGAUUCUAAACCACGCGAUUGAUUUGCUGAAGGACACUGACGAUGGGUCUCAACACGCCAGAAUGAAGUGA
This is a messenger RNA of Caenorhabditis sp. 36 PRJEB53466, 1975 nucleotides long. The record is from the annotation of a GenBank genome assembly. NCBI's taxonomy places the organism in Eukaryota, Metazoa, Nematoda, Chromadorea, Rhabditida, Rhabditidae.